AUGACCGUGGCUGCCACAAAUGUUAUAAAUGUUCCUGAGAGCGAGUCUAAUGAAAAAUUAAAAACUGUGAAAUGGUGGUUAAGGUAUUGCAAAAUUAUAGCAGCGGAAUUUGUUGCAACAACAUUAUUAUUAUUUUUGGGAUGCAUGACUUGCGUGCCGAUAGACGGCUUGACGGAUCAACCUCCGAUGUAUAGUGCGGUUGGUUUUGGUGUUGUUGUAUUAUUUCUUAUUACUUCAUUCGGGCAUCUUUCUGGAGCGCAUAUGAAUCCGUCAGUAACAUUAUCUGCAGUAAUAUGGGGCAGUAUGUCUAUUCCUUUGGGAAUAGCGUAUUUUAUUACUCAGGUAGCUGCUUCUAUAGCCGGUUAUGGUUUGCUGUAUUUGGUUUCGCCAAUAGACUUAGUCCCAGAUAGCGUCUGCGCAACAGUUCCACAUCCUAACCAUAUGGCGUAUCAAGCACUGAUUAUUGAAAUAUUUUUAUCCACUGCGCUAGGAUUUAUUAACUGCGCUGUAUGGGACCCAGUAAAUAAAGAAAAACAAGACGCUAUUCCUUUGAAAUUCGGUUUUACCAUAGUUGCCUUAUCACUCGCCGGAGGUCCAUUAACUGGAGCGAGUAUGAAUCCAACGAGAUCAUUAGCACCAGCCGUUUGGACUGGUAACUGGAAUGCACAUUGGGUUUACUGGGUUGGUCCAAUCAUCGGUGGCGCGUUGGCGCCAAUAAUGUAUAAAUUCUUGUGGUUAGAAGAUAAUUACAAGAAAAAUCAAACUGAGUAAAACGGAAACCGAGGAUUUUGAAUAUUUUGCUAAGUAACAUACUAAUACUCAUACUAUGUAAAUGAGGCCGAAUUUGUUUUAAACGUUUAAUAUAAUUAUUACUU
Molecule: messenger RNA, 875 nt
Organism: Melitaea cinxia (Glanville fritillary)
Lineage: Eukaryota; Metazoa; Arthropoda; Insecta; Lepidoptera; Nymphalidae
Product: aquaporin AQPAe.a-like
Exons: 1
Coding region: 1-771 (256 amino acids)
Biological process (GO): transmembrane transport
Cellular component (GO): plasma membrane
Molecular function (GO): water channel activity
Source: RefSeq, a predicted model, not a curated record